CAAAACACGAACAGUGUCUCAAAUAAAAAAGUGAAUCCUAACUCAUCUCCCCAUCACUCUCUCUUUCUCUCUACUGAAACACAUUGAUCGACCAAAAAUCAUUUCUCAAAAUGGCAGGAGGUCUAAAACCAUCACAAACAACCACACAAUUAACAACCACCAACCAUUCCUUCACUUCAAGGCUAAUCCUUCUAUUAACUCUCCUUCCAAUCACACUCGCAGCUUUCGCUUUCGCUCUCCAAUGGCGUGGCGGAGGUGUCGUUGAUAUCGAAGAUCCGAUCUCUAAUUGGUCGCCUCAACACAACGCUCAUAAGUUCCCCGGAAUGGACUCGUCGCCGCUCCCGACGGUUGUUGAUCGUCGCGCCUCGAAGUCGGAUUGUCUUUCGUUAGGACAAUCGGCUUCUCCCUCUUUUCCGUAUUAUAAUGAUUGGAAAUUUCAGUUUCAUUCUGAUCUUAAACCUAAGAUAUGUAUCACCACUAGUACAUCUGCUGGCUUGGAACAGAUCUUGCCAUGGAUGUUCUAUCAUAAAGUACUCGGGGUUGGAACCUUCUUUCUAUUUGUUGAGGGAAAAGCUGCCUCUCCUGAUGUAUCAAAAGUUCUUGAAUCCAUUCCUGGUGUCAAAGUCAUUUAUAGAACAAAAGAACUAGAAGAGCAACAAGCCAACAGUCGGAUCUGGAAUGAGACGUGGCUGUCAAGUUUCUUCUAUAAACCAUGUAAUUAUGAGCUUUUUGUAAAGCAAUCACUCAACAUGGAGAUGGCUAUCGUCAUGGCUAGGAAAGCAGGCAUGGACUGGAUACUUCAUCUCGACACAGACGAAUUAAUGCACCCAGCUGGUGCUGGGGAGUAUUCUUUAAGGCAGAUACUUCGUGAUAUUCCCAGUGAUGUGGAUAUGGUCGUGUUUCCGAAUUAUGAGAGUAGUGUCGAGCGUGAUGACAUCACAGAUCCUUUUCUAGAGGUUUCAAUGUUUAAACGAAAUUAUGACCACCUCCCAAAGGACACUUAUUUUGGUAUGUACAAAGAAUCUACUCGUGGGAACCCCAACUAUUUUUUGACUUAUGGGAAUGGGAAAUCAGUUGCUCGGAUUCAGGAUCAUCUACGGCCUAAUGGUGCUCACAGAUGGCACAAUUACAUGAAAACUCCAAAGGAGAUAAAACUGGAAGAGGCUGCUGUUCUACAUUACACAUAUGCCAAAUUCUCGGACUUGACUUCAAGACGAGAUAGAUGUGGCUGCAAGCCUACUAAAGACGAUGUCAAAAGAUGCUUUAUGUUGGAGUUUGAUAGAGCAGCAUUUAUAGUUGCGUCAACCUCCACAGAAGAAGAAAAGCUGAACUGGUAUCGUGAACACGUGGUGUGGACUGACAAAACAGUAAACUUGAAACUACUGAGGAAAGGCAUAUUAACUCGCAUAUAUGCUCCGUCGGUUAUCAUUGAGGGUUUGAAGGAGUCAGGUGUGUUUAACUCUGUGAUCGCUAAAGCACCUGCAACUCUCUCAAGGGACAAAUUUUUAGCUUCCAUUGAGAGUAGCAACUCUUCAAGGGCUAGUGGAUCCCACUCACAACCUCCGAGAAAGAUAGGGAAAAAGUCAGAGAACCAGUCCCAUGCAACAGUUAGGAAGGCUUUGGAAGCUACUGAAUUUGACCAAGUAGCUGUGCCGCCAUUGUCUCCUCCUGGUCCCACCAUGGAAACAUAUGAAAAUGACCUCAUAGUCCAGUCUAGAUAGUUCUAUAUAUGUGCAUGUGUGCUGCUUUAAUGAUUUUGUGUGUGUUUCAUGAAGAUAAAUGGGGUGAUUGAAGCAUAGUACUUGUCGGUAGAGUUGACACUUGAUUAUGGAAGUAGUUCCUGAUCGUAUUACUCAAGCGUCGAAAUGUACGUGAAGAGAGAGGUGUGGGGUGGAAUGGGGUAGGGGGUGUAGAAGGUACAAGUUGAUCAAUUUAGAUUCAUUGUGGCAUAUGUGGUCUAAUAUAUGUAUAGAUGUAUUUAAACUGUCAAGGAGCAUAACAUUGAUUAAUACCUGUUUAGCCUUUUACUUGUGAAUUAGUUCUGCCCAGUCAUGA
Erigeron canadensis is the source of this 2055-nucleotide messenger RNA. Its product is annotated as glycosyltransferase-like KOBITO 1. Bases 111 to 1721 code for a protein of 536 amino acids. Lineage: Eukaryota; Viridiplantae; Streptophyta; Magnoliopsida; Asterales; Asteraceae. The record is from RefSeq and is a predicted model, not a curated record. The transcript is spliced from 11 exons. Gene Ontology annotation, biological process: response to abscisic acid; cellulose biosynthetic process.